AGAUUUAGAGUAUUUAGACUGUUAUAAUUCCAAUAUUUUCGAUAGAGGUCGCCAUAUAAUUAACUUUGAAUUUUUGGGUUAGGAAUCAGGAUAUACUUAUUCAAAAUAUAAGUUAGGUUUGAUUUUUUUUAAAAUUAUCUUACAUUGCUUCACCUUGCUUGAUAAAAAAAAAUGAAUUUUGAGGAUUCUUGUAAAACAUCUAUUGGACUUGCUCAAAACUCAAGUGUAAUAAGUGAUGAAGUUUUCAAAAAAAUGCUGGAAAACUGUUUUGCAAUAUUGACUGGAAAGGAAGAAAUUCAUAGUAUUAUGGGCCUUUGUCAGUCCAAACCUGAUGUCCUAAAGGAAUUUUAUGCUGCUCUGCUUCGUGUUUCCGCAGAAUUUGCCAGACGAAGAUCAUCCACAGAAGACAUUCUUCGUUUUCUAAAUACAGAUUGUGGAUUACCUUUAAAGAAAUCUAACUUAUUCACUGAAUAUUUUGACAAAAACAAGCUAGCCUUAGAAACAUCAUUACUGAAUAUAACUGGAGCUCUGCCUCAUGUGACUGAUGUUAAAUGGAAAAUCGACUAUAUUGUGAAGUCAAAUACAAUGGAUUCUUCAGAAGGUCCUAUAUUCAGAAUCAAUUUAAUAUCAGAGAAGUUUGACACAGAAUCCCAACACAAGAAAUUAGAAAAUAUCAUGUUCAAUUGUACUUCCCAAGAGCUGCAAGAUCUAGUAUACAAACUGAAAGAUGCAGUAAGACAUUGUAGUUCUGUUACUCAGCGACUACUUUGACAUAUUUCAAAUGGAAAAUGUAUUCAACAAGGAAACAUGAAUAUUGCUGAAAAUUCAUGCCCUGGAAAAAAAAAUACUUGUACCUAUACAGUAUCUACAAUUUCAAAUUGGUACUACCCUCUAUAUUUCGGCCUCUAUAAAAAUCAAAAAACAUGCAAAAAGGGUCAAAUUUAUUUUUGAAGGGGUCAUUUUAUAGGCUGGUUUUCAAUAAAAUUACAUCCUAGCAGAGGCUAACACAACCCCUAAAAUCUUAAAUGGGUGCUUGGGUUAUACUUCAUUUCAAAGGUCGUUCAGCUAACUUUUCAAAAUACCAAAUACUUGACCUUUCUUUCUAGUACUUUGGGAAAAAUCAAGUAAAACCAUGAAGGUACUCAAGUAUCAAGUGUUUUGCAAUACAACAUAAAACAUUAAUGAAAACUAACUUGUCUUAUUAAAUGUUCGAAAUGUGAUGAA
Messenger RNA from Leptinotarsa decemlineata (Colorado potato beetle), 1224 nucleotides. RefSeq names its product COMM domain-containing protein 3. The record is from RefSeq and is a predicted model, not a curated record. Gene Ontology annotation, biological process: sodium ion transport. NCBI's taxonomy places the organism in Eukaryota, Metazoa, Arthropoda, Insecta, Coleoptera, Chrysomelidae.